AUGUCUUUGAAGAAAUAUACCGUAAGCGACUUGCUCAAAGUGAGAUACGCUACCGACUCAUCUCAAGAUACCUUUUUUCAAUGGGAAGGUUCCAUUUUCGCGUUUAUUCCAGGCCAAGCACCUAAAAAGAUAUUCAAAUGUAUCGGUAUGAACGUCUCCAAGGCCAAGAUUGAGGACAACAAACUCAAAGUCAGUGGAAAAGAACUCACUUACUAUCUUGACCCCACGACUGGUGCAAAAUUGGAUCGUUGGGACAAUCCAUGGACUGAAGAAAAGAAUCUGCCAGUUGUCCAUAUCGCCAAUGACCCUGUGCAGAUGGCUCUCCCCACGUUUAUUCCUAUGGAUGUUCGCCACAACAAAUUCAGCGGAUCGGCAGCGAUUGUCACCGAGAUUCCUUUAUUUUAUCCCAACCCUCUCGCUGUAGAAGAUCACAAGUUUGAUGCCUUUGAUAGCAACAAAAUGUACCAAGCAGGCGAGUUCUUUACAUUCAAGUGUGAUGCCCAACAGCUGGAUCAAGCAGACACCAUCGACCAAGUAGAAGUCAACUGGACUCGUGUAUCCAAGUUUGCACCCUUCAUGAAGAUGGGAGGCAAAGAAGGCUAUUUGGUCUAUCAUUGUACUGGCUACAAGCUGCCUCAACAUGCUACUGCGGAUGAUCUUGAUGCCAUGUUGGCCAAGGAAAUCAAAGACACUGUACCUGAAUACGCAGCUGCAGAUGAGUAUAAUCCUGAAGCUCAAAACGUAUCUAGUUGGUCCUACUUUAAGCAGCAUUUUGAUCGCUAUCAGAAUGAACCUGAGGCCACUUGGCCUAUUCCUUCAAGAGAAUAA
Molecule: messenger RNA, 828 nt
Organism: Mucor velutinosus
Lineage: Eukaryota; Fungi; Mucoromycota; Mucoromycetes; Mucorales; Mucoraceae
Product: glucose repression mediator protein
Exons: 4
Coding region: 1-828 (275 amino acids)
Source: RefSeq, a predicted model, not a curated record